AGAGGACUGAUGAUCCAAAAAUUAAUAUUCCUGAUCAGAUUGUGUAGAAAUGAGCAAAGAGCGGAAACCUCACAAAUGCAAAGAUAAAAGACAUUCAAAGAAGAUUAGUUUUGAAACCGACCAAAAGGAGGGUAUUAAUGUUAUUACAUCAGAGAUAUCUGUUGUAAAAAGUUCAAAACAAGAACAUAAAUGUUCCUCAGCAAGUCGACAUAGUAAACCAGGUAGUCCGUCAGUUAAAUCUUCCAGUUCAUCAGAUCUGAUCAGCAGCUCAAAAACUUCUCAUCAACCUUCAAAUCAAUCAGACCAAUCUUCUGAUCAAACGUAUCAAUCCUCUGAUCAAAAAGAAAAGAAAAAUCAUCAUCAUCGUCAUCAUUGUUCAUAUCAUAAAGAAAAGAGACAACUCGAGAGAUCCCUCUCAUCUAGUUCCAGCCCUAUCCCUAGGGAGUCUGAUUCAAAAACAAGGCUGAAAGACUGUACCCCGACGAAAGAUUCUAAAUCUGAAAUUAUGAUGAAAAAGAAGAGUCCGAGAAGUUCAAGUAAAGCAAGAGCUGAAACCAAUUCAAGAUCCCCUCUACGUGAACCAGCUCUUCAUGUAAAUAAGAUUGGGUUAACGGAAGAUAAGUCUGCCACUGUUGGUUCAACUCACGAAUCCGGCUCAUGUUAUCCCCAAUCCUCUACCUUAUCCUCUCAUAGGCUUGUAUUCCGACCGGUAAACAGCCAAUAUAUGGAGAGAGGGGAUGCUUUAGUUCAGGAGGCGGAACAGAAUCUCAGCAAGUCACUGUUUCGAUCUGGAAAUGAACGCGCGGCAUUGGAGUGCUAUCAGCGCGCUACAGCGCAGUACAAAAUGGCGGGGGACUGGGGCAAGGCUGCUAGUAUUAUGGAAAUAAUGGCAAAAAUUAUCAAAAACCAAGGAGAUAUAUUUGGUGCUGCUAAACUACAUGGAGAAGCAGGAACUUGUUUCCGAAAAAUAUCUGCUCCAAUGGCUGUAGAAGCAUACCUACGAAGUGCUGAAUUGUAUGUGGAACUUGGUAAAUAUGGAAUCCCUGCCAAACAUCAUGAAUCAAUUGCACUCAUUUAUUCUAAGGAUAUUUAUCCUCCUGAUUAUAAAGCUGUUAUCCAUCAUCUUAGCAUGGCGGCAAAUUUCUACGCCAGCGAUAAUAGAACUGCCGCCAGGAAUAAAUGUAGAAUUGAGAUGGCUCGACUGUUUGCUCUCACUGACAGAUUUGAGGAAGCUGUGACAAUUUAUGAAGAUCUGGGUUUUCAAUCCCUGGAGUCUAGAUUGUUAAAAUAUAGUGCAGACGAAUAUCUUUUCAGGGCAGCACUUUGCCAUCUAGCAGUUGACAGUUUGAACUGUUCAAUUGCGACCAAGAGAUAUAUUGAUUAUUAUCCUGCUUUUCAACUUUCAAGAGAAUUCAAAUUCAUUCAGGUAAAAGCAAGGUUGAUUAUUGAGGUUAGAUAA
Messenger RNA from Eurytemora carolleeae, 1459 nucleotides. RefSeq lists its product as uncharacterized. Gene Ontology annotation, molecular function: syntaxin binding; soluble NSF attachment protein activity. NCBI's taxonomy places the organism in Eukaryota, Metazoa, Arthropoda, Copepoda, Calanoida, Temoridae. Gene Ontology annotation, cellular component: vacuolar membrane; SNARE complex. The record is from RefSeq and is a predicted model, not a curated record. The transcript is spliced from 16 exons. The coding region runs from base 50 to 1459 and encodes 469 amino acids. Gene Ontology annotation, biological process: SNARE complex disassembly; intracellular protein transport.